This is a messenger RNA of Purpureocillium lilacinum, 3126 nucleotides long. RefSeq lists its product as uncharacterized. NCBI's taxonomy places the organism in Eukaryota, Fungi, Ascomycota, Sordariomycetes, Hypocreales, Ophiocordycipitaceae. The record is from RefSeq and is a predicted model, not a curated record.
AUGGCGAGCACCGCCGACAGGAGUCGUUUGCGGCGCGAACGAACGUUUGUCGGCAGUGAAUGCGCCGUUUGCGAGGAACCCCUCGAGCAUACUCUUCGCGGCGAGCGCAUCCUGCAGUUCUCGUGCUCGCAUGUUUCACACGAGGCAUGCUUCUACGAAUUCAUUCGCGAACUCGAAGCACAAUAUUGUCCUACCUGCGACGCGCCACUGCAUCUCGAUACGAGCCGAGGAGGCAAUGUCAUCGACAUCAACAAGAUCAGCAACAUUGUGCGUACCGCUGGCACAGGCAAUGCAAGCGACACGCGCUCGACGCACACUCCAACGCCAACGUGGGACAACCAGACGGUGAGGCCCCCGAGCGUCGAGAGUUCACAAAGGCGCCACCAGUCGCAGCAACCCAGCAGCAAUGGCCGCGACAGUAUGGCGCGCGGGAGUGUGCGGGACAGCCGUGAGGCUCCCUCCGACCGCCACGGUUCCUCAAGACACGCACGAAGCGACAGUGAGGCAACUGGCGUCGCCUCGUCUAGCGGAUACCCGGAGACGACGCAGAGCGGCCCGCAGUGGCGGCACGACUACGAUGUCCAGGCGAUGGAAACGACGCCUGGAAGCCCUAAGGGUGUCGCGCGUAACCCGAUACCAUCUCCCAUCGUUACGGUUCGAUCCGAGUUCCCUACAAUCAAUCGAUCGCGCCAACAACAGACCCUCACGUGCUUGGUCACAGUUGAGGUAGCCGGCAACAAGUGGAAGCCAGACCCAGAGGACAUUGGAGGCCAAUCGCACAGAGCGCCCUCAGUCAAUGCGCGCAUUGACGAGGUGGCUGCGCGAGCCGUAACCCCCGCGCCCAGUGCCCCACGUUUUUACCCGUACGAGUCUCCCGAGGCGCUCGAGGAGAUGACCGAGAGCCUCCGAAACCGCGUCGACAACUGGCAUGGCUUGGACUUUAGCAGGUUUGGUCAACUGAGACUUUAUGGCACGCUUCGAGUUGGCAAAGACAAAGUAUCGUGGCAAGAGCUGGAAUGCUACCUCUUUGCCGAGAUGCUCAUCUGCGUUAAAGAAAAGAAGCUGCCACCUCAAACGGCACCGCAUUGGGACGAUAACGGUGCUCCGCGGAAGUCGACUCGGUGCACGCUCAAGGGCUCCAUUCUUAUCAAGAAGCAUCUGAACGAGGUCUCGGAGACGGGUACCAUUGAUGAGAACGUCUUGACCCUGAGUCUCUCUGUUGCCGAGCUGCCCCAGUUCCAUCUGCGGUUCGAGAACCGCAACCAGCUCAAACUGUGGAACCAGGCUCUGCUAGACCUGAACGCCGUCGAGGAGGCGCCCAUUCGCAGCCCGGACUACGACCGCGGGGACAUGUCCGAGACGGAUGAAGAAGCCGAGUGGCAACGGUCUCGCCCGCAAAGAGUCUCCUCGACCACGUCGUCCUGGGGUCCGAAAUCUGCAACCACAGCGCCGACAGAGUAUACCAAUUUCGCAGCAAAGGCGCCGCAAAUCCAAAACUCGAUUCACGUACCCAUCGAUGUCGUCGUCGUGGUCCCCAUCUCGUCAUCCAUGCAGGGAGUCAAGAUAAAUUUGGUUCGCGAUGCCCUCAAGUUUAUGGUCAACACCUUGGGCGAGAGAGAUCGCAUGGGCCUCGUCACAUUCGGAUCUGGUGGCGGCGGAGUCCCAAUUGUUGGCAUGACCACCAAAGCCUGGCCUGGUUGGUCAAACAUUCUGACAUCGAUUAAGCCGGUGGGCCAGAAGAGCCACCGGGCUGAUGUGGUCGAGGGAGCCAACGUGGCGAUGGAUCUGCUGAUGCAGCGCAAGCACAACAACCCAAUCGCUACAAUCAUGCUGAUUAGUGAUGCAUCUACGGCCGAUGCUGACUCUGUGGACUUUGUCGUUUCGCGAGCCGAGGCGGCCAAAAUCACCAUCCAUUCUUUUGGCCUCGGAAUGACCCACAAGCCGGAUACCAUGAUCGAACUCUCGACGAGGACCAAGGCGUCAUACACAUAUGUCAAGGACUGGAUGAUGCUUCGAGAGUGCUUGGCGGGCUGUCUCGGAGGAAUGCAGACUCUUUCGCACCAGAACGUGAAGCUCAAGCUGAAGCUGCCUGAAGGGUCACCGGCCAAGUUUCACAAGAUCAGUGGUGCUCUGCAAAUCACAAAGAGAGCUACCGGCCGGGAUGCCGAGGCUAGUCUUGGGGACCUGCGCUUCGGAGACAAGCGUGACAUUCUUGUUCAGCUCGUCAUUAUGCCCGACAACUCGUCCCAGGAGCAGUUGCCGCAAGAUCCUUGGGACAACAUAGUCUCAGGCCUCGAGGCACUCAGCGGCUCAAUGGACAAUGACACAGAAAGGGUUGCUUCUGUGGAAGAGGUGCCGCUGAUCCAGGCCGACCUGAGCUGGGGCGACAUUCUCCGGGAAGGCACCGUCAGCCAUAUGCCGCGACCCUCGCUUCUUGCCAUCACGAUGCUGCCUGCCAACGCGAGCCAGAAGAAGUCCUGGCAAAACUCGCCGCCGAUUCCUCCUCACCCGAGUAUCGUUCAGCGGCGCAUGGAAUUGCUCACAUCCGACAUGCUCACCAGAGCUUUGACCCUGGUGAGCCGGGGUCAGCAUGACAGGGCCCACACUCUUUUGAAUGAGACCAGAUCUAUUCUGAAGGGCCUCGGGAAGGGCGGUCUGCCUCCUGUUCCUCCCUCGGCCAGCAAGUCGGGGCCAACAACUCCGCACCCGGGCAAUGAGCAUUCGCCGAACUCCUCUGGGACUCCUGAUCGGAAGCGAAGCCCCUCACCACCUACAUCUGCCACCUCAUCCGGGGGCAAUGGGUAUCAAAACACGCAACUGGGUCGCAGCAGGUCCAAUGAUGGUUUAGGUCUUGGGACCGGAAUCGACCCUGGAACCGUGGCUGCUCUGGACGCGGAGCUUGAGAGCAGCUUAGAGUGGAUUAGCCACCCAGCUGUCUUUGGCCGUGACAGCCGAAAGGCCGUCCUUCAAGCCAUCGGCGUCAUCAGCUCGCAGCGUGCUUUCACGUUCCGGACCCCAAUCGAGAGCCUCUGGGCUGGUCGCGUCGGCGGCAUCAAACGACUUGCGGACAAGUCCCGCGAGUGGCGCGAGGAAUGCGGCGAGGGCGGCAUCAUGGAGGAGGCUUAG